AUGCCGUCAAUCGGCGUGUACACAGAGAGCGGGCGCAGCCCCAAGAGCGCUCUCGCCUGGGUCUCCUGGAGAAACACAAGGCAAGUCCGCCCCAUUCUGGCAUCCAGCCGCCCGUCCUUCUUUGGCCUGGCGACGGCAAGCCUCACACUCGUUUCGAGCAGUCCUCAAACUGACUACAAACUCCGUGCCCAAGACCACAACCGCAAGAAGCGCACGCUCAAGAACCUAAAAGCCAAGGUUGCCGAACGAAACGAAGAUGAGUUCUUCUUCGGCAUGUUGUCGCGGUCCGGCCCCCAGGGCGUACUUUCCAAGGGCAAGCGGUGGACUGGAACCGUUGACGGCGACAGAGGAAACAAGGCGCUCGACGUUGACACCGUGCGGUUACUCAAGACCCAGGACAUUGCCUACCUGAGGACGGUGCGCAACACGGCAGCCAAAGAAGUCCGCCAGCUCGAGGAGAGGGUCGUAGGGCUAGGCGGUAGCCUGGAUGGGGGCGUGCGGGAAGAGGUCGACGACGAAGACGAGGAUGACUGGAUGGACGAGGACGAAGGUCCCGCGAGGAAGAAGCCGAGAAAGAUUGUCUUCGCCGAUGGCGUCGAGGAGCGGGAGGACCGGAUAGCCCUCGAGGACGGCAGCGAACCCGACGAGGACGAUGAUCAUGACGAUGACCAGAAAGACGGCAAAGAGGACCCCGAAAAGCUGAGGGCAGAGCAACGGCAGCUGCUGCUCCUCAAGCUGCAACGCCGGCUCGCGAAUUCCCGGAAGAAGCUCAAAGCACUGUCGACAGCGGAGAACCAGCUGGAGAUGCAGAAAGCGCGCAUGGCCAAGACACAGACAGUCGGGGGCGUCACAAAAUCGGGCAAGAAGUUCAAGGUCCGCGAAAGAAAGCGGUAG
Molecule: messenger RNA, 894 nt
Organism: Neoarthrinium moseri
Lineage: Eukaryota; Fungi; Ascomycota; Sordariomycetes; Amphisphaeriales; Apiosporaceae
Exons: 2
Coding region: 1-894 (297 amino acids)
Biological process (GO): rRNA processing
Cellular component (GO): small-subunit processome; nucleolus
Source: RefSeq, a predicted model, not a curated record